Molecule: messenger RNA, 712 nt
Organism: Ictalurus furcatus (blue catfish)
Lineage: Eukaryota; Metazoa; Chordata; Actinopteri; Siluriformes; Ictaluridae
Product: sperm acrosome membrane-associated protein 4-like
Exons: 3
Coding region: 302-712 (136 amino acids)
Source: RefSeq, a predicted model, not a curated record
CACUGUGAAAUGGUGGAGUCAGGAGAUGUGCUCAGUGUGAGAACAACAAAGUCCCACAUUCACAAUAUUAAUUCAACACACACACACACACACGCACGCACGCACACACGCACGCACACUCACUCAAACAAUGCAGGCUUUCUCUGGAGCACGGAUUUCCAGCAGCUGAGGAGAAUUUGCACAGAUUCAGUGGUGAAAGAGAGAUUCUCAGGAGCAAAACAGUAGAGCAUCAGGAGAGAAGGAUCAACAGAGUAGUAACGAUAAGUUAAAGAAGAGAAGAGUUCUUCUGAAGGUUGAAGAUAUGGUCAUCAUGUCCAGCUCCACAGCACUGCUCUCCUUCGUCCUUCUGAGUCUUCUGUCUUCCACAGCAGUGUGUCUCACCUGUUACAAGUGCGUGUUUCCAAACGUUUCUCCACUCGACUGCCAGCAGGUUCCUAAGAAAUGUGCUGAAGGUGAGCGCUGCCUGCAUUGUACCAGCAAAGCCGUAAAGGACUCUGUGACUUUUGUGCUGAAAGACAAGGGCUGUGCCAAGGCAUCUGAGUGUGGUAUUACGGGACAGAAACGCGCCGCGGGACUCGUCUUCACCUACACCACACACUGCUGCGACACUGACCUAUGUAACGCUGUGGCCCCGCUCAGCACCCCCUACUGGAGACGAACAGCACUUAGCCUCUGCGGCACGGUGCUCGCUGUCCUGCUGGCCUCAGUGUGA